Molecule: messenger RNA, 682 nt
Organism: Nezara viridula (southern green stink bug)
Lineage: Eukaryota; Metazoa; Arthropoda; Insecta; Hemiptera; Pentatomidae
Source: the annotation of a GenBank genome assembly
UAUCAUAUCAAAUCUUUAUCUGUUGCUGCUUUAAUUUAAUCUAUUCUGCGUAUAUACAAUGACAUCUAAUAUUUUGCAAAAUGUCAAUCCAAAACUAUUUUUAAAAUGUGAUCAGAGGUUGAUCACUGACGAGGAGCUUAACGAUGAUGUUAGGGAUUUAUUUGACGAGAGAGAGGUUUUUGAUUUAAUUAGGAACAUAAAUGAUCCUGAACAUCCACUGACAUUAGAGGAGCUACAUGUAGUUGAUAUUGAUAACAUUAUGGUGGACAAUGAUAAUAACAGGAUAGAAGUGUUAUUUACACCUACCAUCCCUCAUUGUAGUUUAGCUACCUUGAUUGGUCUAACGAUUCGGGUUCAACUACUUCGUUCUCUUCCCUCUAGAUUUAAAGUGAGAGUGAAAAUUUCUCCUGGGACUCAUAAUUCAGAAAAUGCAAUCAACAAGCAACUUGGGGAUAAAGAGAGAGUUGCUGCAGCAAUGGAAAAUUCCACACUUUUGGAAACUAUUAAUAAUUGUAUUGCCACCGUAGAGAAGACUACCAAACAAUUUUAGUAUCUUUAAAACAAUGGAAUUUAAUUAUACUGAUUUUAAACUGUAUUUGUACAUAAGGUAAACAAAAAUAAAUAUUGUUUUCUAUUUCAUCAAAUAUGUCUCAAAUAUAUAUUUUUAUUUAUACUCUGUUUU